Molecule: messenger RNA, 567 nt
Organism: Cyclocybe aegerita
Lineage: Eukaryota; Fungi; Basidiomycota; Agaricomycetes; Agaricales; Hemipholiotaceae
Source: the annotation of a GenBank genome assembly
AUGCACAUCCCCAAGUUCUACACCGUUUUGAGCAUCGCUGCCUUGAGCCUUGUCAAGCUUGCAGGUGCCCAUGAUACAUCUCUAGCUUCUGUUAAAUACGCCUUUCAAGGCGCUCACAUACCCGAAGACUUGCGGUUAAUAUUCGAGCCAAAAAUUCAUCUGAAGGUCACAUAUUUCUUGGAUGAUAGAAGUACUUUCGAUGUUUAUCCUGGAGCCCCGCUUGCCCGCCAUGACACUGCUUAUCCUCCGAUGUACAACGUCUCCGGAUGUCAUGUUGGCGCCGGUCCAUUCGUGGUCACCAUGAUAGAUCCUGGGCCCCAGCUGAACCCAAAUAUCACCCAAGUUCGCCACUUCCUGGGAGGGGACUACUACUACAACGAACUCAAUGGAGUGUUCUACAACAGAACUCCAGCUGUCACCGAGUAUAAGCAGCCCUCGCCUCCCCGUAAUUCGGACCCUCAUCGACUAUACUUCGACAUCGCCAAGUUCGCAUAUGAAACCGAGCUUGGAGAUCCCAUUGCUGGAAACUUUGUCCUGGUGGGUCCCGAGGUCCAGGCUGCUGUGUAA